AAAAGGCUAACAAACAAAGAUUCAUGUGAGCUAUGUCAAAUAAUUACUGAAGAUUCAAUAAGAUUAACAAAUACACUUAGUCAGAUAUGAUUGACUGACUGAAUAUCAAACAAGAAUGAAAUUUAUGAACUGGUGUUGCUCCAUCGUUCUUUUUGUUUCUUGUUUUUUCAACAUCGUUAAUUGUAAAUAUAUACGCUUCAAGGGGAAUUAUGAGUACAGUUAUCACUACAUCUCUGAUUCAACCAUACAUGGAUUGGGAAACUUCAAGACGGAUGCAAAGAUUAGUUUCACGGAAGUAAAUAAAACAAACGAGCUGCUUGAAGUUCUACUGAAAGUCUACUCAUUUUCGUUUGUCUCGGAGGAUCAUGAAGGAAAGGGUACAGGAUCAGAAAACUUAGAUUUUACAGAGUGGUUCUCUUUUGAAAUUAAUUCAUCAGGAGAAAUAACCCGCGUUUAUCAUGAAUCGGGCGAACAUCAUGAUGUGUUGAUAGCUAAGAAAGGCUUCGCUUCUUUGUUGUCAUCAAAACUACAGGCUCCGGAUAAUACUGCAAAAAGUGAAUGGACUUAUGAAACUGAAGAAUAUGGAAAUGAAGGUCAUCAUAAUGCAUCGUACUCAGUUGUCAAGACUGCAGAUGGAAUCCAGUUUAAAAAAUUCAGACAUAGUACACCAAUACCUAAUGCAAAAGGUGUACAUCAAAAGGUUCUGCAUUUUGAUCACAAUCUGGGAACUGUUAAAAGAGUUGUGGUUGAAGAAGAAUUUACAUCUCCACAAAUGGCACCUAAUUUUGAUGCAGGAAAAGACAUGAGAAAAGUAAAAGCAAUGAAUGACUUCAGCACUAUGGAAAAUCCUACAAUGUCUGCUACAAACAAAGGAGUGUUAACAUUUCUGAAGAAAGAAUUAAUCAAGGAAAAACCAUACAGACCUGUAGAUGGCAUUUUAACUGACAGCAUACACAUUGGCAAUUAUCGAAAGAAGGAAUACAAUGCCCAAAAAAUUGCCCAGUUAAAAGAAAUGAUAAAAAAGAAGAUCUACUGCAUCAGGAUAGAACCAGCAGAAGGAUCCCCUGAAGUUGUCUCAUGUUUCCACAGUAUGCUAGAAGCUUUAACAUUGUUACCGGAUGAUGACUUAAAAGAACUGGCAAAAGAAUAUUUUGUCCUUAUUAAACCUAAUUUGGUGAGAUACCAAGAGGAAACAGAGAUUAUGAUAGAUGCAUUUGCCAGUUUGUCUACAGAUCUAAGUCAAAUAUUGUUAGCCAAGUUCAUCAUUUACUCUGAAGAACCAAAACCUGUAUUUAUUAUGAGACUGUUGUCACAUAUACCUACUUUAAGAAAACCGCCUCAUCAGAGUGUAUUACUUGCCAUUGAAGAUCUAUGCUUCAAUAGAAAUAAGUUUCCACAGUCAUUGUACACUGGAAAGCUGUAUCAGAGGGCAUUACUUACACUUGGUAUUGUGGUUAAUCAACUUUCCAAAGCUGGAGAUCAGAAAACUGCAUCAGAAAUCAUAGAAAAAGUCCAUCAGAAAUUAGGGCUUCAUGAUCCUUGGAGCUACAAAGUAAAACGUGCCACACAAACAACAAAACAACAGGAAGUACAUGAUCACUGGAACGUUGUUCUUCUAGAAACUUUGGGCAAUGCUGGAUUGGACUCUUCAUACGAUUAUAUUGUUUCUCAUGUCAAUACAACAAAUUCUCCAUGGAUAAAACGGGCCGGACUUAAUGCUCUUAGAAAAUAUGAACAUGAGAUGACAGCUGAUACCAUGCUGAAAACAGCUUUAUAUGAUGAAGAUGAAAAUGUUCGAUAUGAGGCCUUGUUAUUGUAUCAAGCACAUCCAAAAUCAAAAACUAUUUCUCCUCUAAAUAGCAGAUAUUCAGACAAUGGUAGCAGCAUAGUUGAUCCUUAUGCAUCAGACAUAAUUGAGCUUCAGGGUCACCAAAGACACAAGAGAGGAUUCUGGGAUGGAUUAGAGUUCAAACUAUCUUCACCUAGUGUAGACUGGCAGAAAAAAGUCGGAACCAAAGAACUUGGUGCAUCUUUUGGAAUAGUCAUUGAAAAUUACCUUGAUUUGAAAAUUGCUCCUUUGAGUGGCCAUUUUAAAGUGAGUGCACAUGAUGAAGCCUAUGCCAUAGUCCAUGUGGGAAUGAUUGGAAUCAAUAUUCCAUUUUUUGUUGCCAGACUGUGUUAUAAGGGAGAUACAUCAUACAAUUUCAACAUAUUUCAGGAAGGAAAUGGGAAACAGUUCAUUAAAAUGAUUCUUAGUUUUGAUAAAGUGAUAAAAGAUAUUGUGAAUGGUAUUAAGUCAGGUGUAGACCUGUUUAAAGAAAUCAUCAGUGGAAAAGGAAUUAAAGGCAUUAUAGACGACUUUAUAGCUGCUUUGGAAUCACUUCCACAAAAGGUUGCUGAUCUUCGUUCAAGAGCUAAAAAAGCAGUUGAAGCAAUAGGCAAGUAUGAUGAAAGUCAGCUACCUGCAUUCAUGAAACCAGUAAAGAACCUCGUUCACAGAGUAGAGAAACUAUUUAAUGACAUCAAGACCGAUGUCAUGACAUUUUAUAAUAAACUAGACGAAUUGAUCAAUGUAAAAUUACCAGUAAUGGGUGAUCAGCUAUAUCAAGGUGUAGUAGGGAUAAUUGAAGGAUUUAGGAUCAUUGGCAAGAACCCAAAGUCCUCCAUCUUUAAGAUUGGACUGGGAGUGUACCAGGUAUACUCAACUUAUAAGGAAGCUAUUAAACUGAAAAAUCAGAUACAAGAGGCGUGUUUCUUCUUGAAAGAUGAGAAGCCAUACUGGUGGAAUAUCAAUGUUGAAUAUAAAGGAAUUGUUGAGGAGGCUGAAAAAGCAAUAGAUGCAGUAAAAAUGGGAAGUCCCGAAUGGAUUGAAGAUUUCAAGGAAGAUCCUGUGGCUACAUUUACCAAAGGAAAGAAUACCACGUCCCAACUGAGAGAGACUAUAAAGAAUGAAAUCAUUACAACUAUAGAGGAGCUGAUGAAUCCUUUUAGAACCAUUCUAAGACAUCUUGCUGGUCCAUUUUUUGAAGCCUAUGAAACUGUUUUUGGGGUCAUCAAGUCAGUGAAAGAGGCUUAUUCUAUUCUAAAGAAAGGAUAUCAGUUGGGAAAGUCUUUAAUUGAUAGUAUUUUUGGAACUAAAGCACAUCCUGAUUUUCCAAGGACAGUUAGACUGGAUACUAAUGGUUGUAGAGGAAAAGGAUUUUAUCCCUCUAGGUUAAUGAACGGUGACCCAGAAUACUCCUACAGUGGGGUUGACCUAGAAAUAGAGACAGGAGAAAUAGUUGUAGCUCCUUUCUCUGGAUAUAUAAUGUUAACAGAUAAUCCAAAGGAGAUUUUGAUAAAAGCAGACGAAUCUCUAAAGAAUACUGAAAUUUACAUCACAAAUGUAGAUCCAAAAGAUACCAUCCUUCAUCCUUCUGAUGGAAAUUACAUUGAACAUAUGAUCUGGGGAGGUGUGACUAUUGGAACAGCUACAUCAUCACCAUGUAAGAACCAUAUACAUCUGGCUAUAAAGAAAGAUGGAGGAUUUGUUGAACCAACCAGAUUUCUAGAAAGCAGACCUAUAUUUUUCCAGCCUUAUGUACAACAUUGUAAUGAUUACAAGCUGGAAAAAUUGGGUUACACAGUAGAUGCAGGUAAAAUACCACCAGAUGGAGAAGGUCAGAAAGAAGUGGACGAAACUCCAGAUACACAGAAUACUGAUGUUACUCCUAUAGAUCCUCCUGCUCAGUCAGAUAAUCCAGGCACAGAUAUGCAGACUAUUAAAGAUGAGCCUGAAGGAAUGUUUUCAAAAGUAAAGAGUGAAGUUAAAACAGGGAUUGUGAAUGGAGCUAAAGAAAUGUUUUCAACCCUUAUGAAGAAAGCCGACAGUUUUUUCAAGAAAUUCUCCUUAACUAGAUUAAAGCUUGGAUCCAUCAUUGAGUUUCUAGACCUCCUGGGAAUGACAGAAAGUAAACAAAAAUUGGCUGAAGUUCUCAAGAGUAUAAAGAAACUUAUAGAUAACAGACCAUGCUUGAACCCUGCUAAAGCUACAGAAGAAGAGUUGAAGCAAGAAUUAUUUGACAGAGGUCAUGCAACAACUGGAACUAGAGAACAGAUGAUUGCCAGACUUACUAAACCAGAUAACAGAUGUCCUUGGAUGGCUAUAACAACACCAGACAAUGUAUUUUGUACUUAUGACUCAAUGUGCUUAGGUGUAGAAUGUUGUCUAAAUGUCAAACUGUUCAUGUUCCUGUACACUAUUAAAGCCUACGCCAGAUAUGAUCCAUGUGACUACACUUUGAGUGUUGGGUUACAAGGUUACAAUUAUACUAUAAAGUUUGAUAUGGGAUAUGAUGGAGUUUCAGAUGAGAUACCUACAGGGUUUGAUGUUGGAUUGCUGGAUCUUGUCUGCUUGAUAAAGUAUGACAUACAGAAGACUGAUAUUGGAUUAAUUGCCUCGGUUGGUGUAGGGUUUUGUGAUAGUUCUGACACUGAUAACUGUGUGGUUUUCAUCAGUCUCCUAGCUAAUGCUGUAUUGCCAUUACCAAUAUGUAAAACUGACGGAACUAUCACACGGCCUCAAGAUUGUAAGACUAUUGAUGCUGUAGAUGUCAUUUUUGUAAUUGAUGAAUCUGGCAGUGUUGGAGAAAAUCAUUUCAGAGAUUCAAUGGCUGCCUUGGUUAAUUCUGUCGAAAAACUGGCUAUUGCUGAGAACUAUGUCAGAGUUGGAGUCAGUUUAUUUGCUGGAGCAGGAACAUCUAGGCCAUUGUUACAACUAAACUCUGAGUAUGAUAAAGAGACAGUCAAACAAGUUCUGAUAGAUGCAGUCUAUCAGAAGGGAUCACACACAGAAAUAGGUGAUGCUUUCCAGUAUGUCUGUGAUGAUAUGUUUGUACGUGAGAAAGGUGACAGAUCAGAUGCCCAGAACUAUCUUAUUCUGUUAACUGAUGGCAAAUCUAAUUCUGGGAAAAAUCCUGUCAAAGUUCAGGCUGCAGCAUGUAAAAAUAAGGCAAUAAGAAUUGUUACUGUAGGGAUUGGAUCAAAUACAGAUGAAGAUUUACUGAAACAGGUUGCCUAUUCUAUGCCUAAUUAUUAUCUAUCAACUGAUUAUGAUAAACUACCAGAAACUUUGCCUAAUCUGGUUAUUCAAACCAUGGAUUGUAGUACAGAGUGGGUUUUGAAUUUUGAGUACAAAGACUAUUUUGACCUAGAUGUCAUUAAAUCUAGAAUUGAAAAGGCAGCAAAGAAAAAGUUACUGGAAGCUGUAGGAAAAUUACAAGAGGAAUUAUUAAAGGCACUUGGACUACCAGAGGACUUCUUACAAAGCACUGGACCAUGUGUUAGACCUGACAAAAUGAAAUUAUCUCAACUUAAACAGGAGUUGGAGAAUAGAGGACUGAGUACAACUGGUUCUAAUGUAAAUCUUGUGUCCAGAUUACAAACUGAUGAUAGACGAUGUGAAACACUUGGCACUACCUUGUAUUUACCAGAAAUUACCAAUCCCUGGUUGAAAGAUCAUCUGUACUACUCAAUAUCCAAUGACUGUCUACGUUUGGAUGUCUGUGUCGACAUCUCUUUUACUAUUGGUAGCUUUAAUUAUUCCAAAUCCUUCAACGCUUUCCUUGAGCUAGAUUUCUGCAAGUUUGUGUUGAAUUAUGGGAUUGAGUCACAAACAAAAUCAGUUAUUCUUCUCAGUUACAAAUGGGGUAAACUAGAGACACUGACAGUUACAAAGGAUUUUAAAGUUCUGCUUUCCAUUGAUAAAGACACAGACAAGAAAGUAUUUAAAUUAGAUUUUGGUUUGAGAAUAUGUUUUGAGGGUGACUGCGUCAUAGAUGAGAUGUAUUUAAAGGACCAUGAAAUUCCUAUUCCUAUUUGUAAUGAAAAUUCCACAUUCUCAGGGGAAUCUAUCCUAGAAUUGGUACAGUCUAUAGGAGGUAAAAUGACAGAGGAUGCGUUUGAUUUGGUUUUGAAAUACCUUGGACUUGAUAAACAUUUUCAAACUGGACCAUGUAAUGUUCAAGAAGGACCAAAAGAUUGUCCUGUGACGAUUAACCCACAAAAGUAUCUGCCAGCCAGCAUAAGAACAAUGUUACAGUGUGAAAUGACAGAUAAUUGUUUUGGUUUGGAUUGCUGUAUAGACUUAACAUUCCAACUACCACUGGGAGAUAGCACCGUCACCUAUCAUAUACCAUUCUUGUUCAAAUUUGAACCAUGUGACUUUAUAGUUGAUGUCAGAUUUGGUGGAUAUACAUACAAGAAAGUUCUUCUAGAUUAUAAUUGGGGUGAGAAGAGUGUUCUGGGUAUUGGAAAUGGUGACCCAGCACCUGUUUCUAUUGAGUAUACUAUUGACAAGAUGGAAGGCAGUCAGGGAUUCAUAAUAGAUGCCAAGAUCAUUAUUUGUUUUCCUAUUGAUGGUGAUUUGUUCUGUGCACCUGAUGGAGGAAUUCACAUCCUAAAACAGCAAACAUUACCAGUGUGUUCUCAAGAGUUUUAUGACUGGAUAAAAGAUUGUACUGCUGUUACACCAGCUGAUAUCAUAUUUGUGUUGGACGAGUCUGGAAGUGUUGGCCAGGAGCAGUUCACUUUGUCCUUGGAAGCAAUAUCAGAGACCACAGACAAACUGGCCAUAGGGGAAAAUCUGAUCCGUGUUGGAAUGUCUAUGUUUGGAGGGACUGGUACAUCUAGAACCGGUUUUGAUCUGGAUACCAGCUAUGACAAAUCUGUAAUUAAUCAGAAUGUUCUUCAGAUACCCUAUAACAAACAAGGAUAUACCGAUAUUGGUGAUGCUUUGAGGUAUGCAUGUGAAGACAUGUUUGUUUCCAGUAAGGGUGACAGAGGAGAUGAUGUAAAGAACUAUGUAGUGUUGAUGACAGAUGGACAGUCAAACAGAGGGAGUACACAGACAGGAGUGAAUACCUGUAGAAAUAACGAUGUAACAAUCAUAGCUGUGGGGAUAGGGGAUGGUAUUAGCAGGACUGAGUUGUUAUCUGUUGUACAGGAUCCUAACCAUUUCAUCAAUACAACUUAUGUUGAAUUACACGAAACUCUACCAGACAUUGUUACAAAAUCUAUAGACUGUAGUGCAGACAUUUCAUCUUUCAUUUCUAAUUGGUUAAAACAAGCUGGUAUGGAAGUUUUGGGUGGAGUAAAAGAAGGUGGGAAACAACUGAUACUAAAAAGACUUGGUCUAUAUGAUUUUUUCAGUGGACCUAAUUGUGACAGGGAGAGAAAACCUUAUAUUCCAAAUGUUGGGGGAUGGAAUAAUGAGUGUCUGUUAGGAACAUUAGGAAUGCCAGAACUACCAGACAACAUGGCCUGCCAUUUUAAGGACACAUGUACUGGGAUAGAAUGCUGUAUAGAAGUUCCUGGUCUUGGUCUAACCUUACAUCCAUUCCUCAUCAUAGAUCCAUGUGAAUAUACCUUAAACUAUGGUGUCAACACAAUUAAUGAAACUAUCCAGCUUAUUAAUUAUGAAUGGGGAAAAACAGAAAAGAUUAACCUUGCUGGUGAUGUAAUACAACUACAACUAGUCAUUAAGAAGCCUGCUGGGAUGAAAAAGUUUAUAGUGUACCUGUCAGCCAAAGCUUGCUUUGAAGAAAGAUGUGUUCCAGAUGUCAAGAUAUUUGAUGGAACAGAGAUUCCUCAGCCUAUCUGUGAUUUGUAUGCUGAUUAUAGUUUUAAAAAGUUUUCCCUUUCUGAAUGGGCAAAUCGUGUUGGGACAGAUAUUAAGAGCCAAUUAAAGACAGAAUUCCGUACACUUCUACUGGAACAGUUAGGGCUGGAUGUUAUGUUGAAAAACCCAUCUUGUAACAGAAGUGAUGUUAUGUAUAGCCCAGCUGUAAAUGGUUGGAAUAAUGAAUGUUCAACACUGACUCCCCCAGCUUUGACAGGCCCAGUCUCCUGUUAUAUUCCAGAUUAUUGUACUGGAAUUGAUUGCUGUCUUGACUUUGAUUACCUAGAUUUACACCUGAAUUUCUACCUGUAUGUUGACACCUGUAAUUAUGUCAUCAGAGGUGGAAUAGAAAAAUAUACCUUUGAAUAUCAGCUACUGGAUUACCAGUGGGGUGAAGUAAAAGAAGAAAAAUUAGUAGAAAUAAUCAGAAUAAAGUAUAAAAUAGACAGACUAGAAGAACAAAAGAAACUAAUAGUAGAUGCUGAGUUGAAGAUUUGUUUAGAGAAAGAAGACUGUAGUAUAACAGUUAAACUAUUUGAUCAACAGCUCAUUUCACAACCUCUAUGUGACAUGGAGAUGGAUGGACAACUGUUAGAUAUAUCAUUUACUGACUGGGUAACGAAGCAAGGAGAAAAUAUUGGCAAAACUUUAACCAGUGCUGUAACUAAUAAAUUACUGGACGAAUUAGGUCUUACUAAGUUCAUGAACUCAGUUCCCUGUGAUAGAUAUGCUGGAAUAUUUGCUGACUCUGAAAAUGGCUGGAAUAGUAAAGAUUGUCCACCAGCAAGUAACCUGCCUCCAAUAGAAACUUCAAUGACUUGCUACAUUCCAAGUUAUUGUACAGGAAUAAACUGUUGUAUAGAAGUGGAUCAGAUUGGUAAAACUUUUAAUGUCUAUGCUCUGUUAGAUGGCUGCAACCAGAAGCUUACUUUGGGUAUUGAAAGAAGAAAAAUUGAUAUUUCACUGCUAAAUUAUAAUUGGGGUGCAACUCAAAUUUUCACACUUAUGGAUAUUAUUUAUCUGGAGUACUCAAUACAUGAUUUGAAAGGAGAGAAUAGCUACAUGCUUAAUGGGAAAAUAAAAGUUUGCUUACAAAAAGGAGGUGGAUCAUGCUUGUUUACAAAGACUCUGUUUGAAAAUACUAAAAUACAAAAGUUUGGAUGUGACUGGUCUCACAGUGAAUUUAAAAUACAAGAUUUUUCUCUCCAGAAGUUUUUAUCAGACAAUGAUGUAGUUGACAAUGCAGCAGGAUUAAUACUGGACAAGUUAUUGGAGGAAUUAGGAAUAACCUCAGAACUUAAGGAUACACAAUGUAGUAGAUCAGAAUCACCCUAUAGUCCUGUAAAUUCAAAAGGCUGGAACAUAGGAUGUGAGAAAACAUUACCAUAUAUUUUACCUGCAAUACCUAAUACAGUGAGUUGUUACCUGACUGAUACCUGUACAGGUAUAGAUUGUUGUAUAGAUGUCUCCCAGAUCAGUAGGUCUGUCAAUGUUUACAUCAAACUUGAUGCCUGUAACAACAGAUUGACAGCAGGAAUCGAGAAACUUACAUUUGAUGUGCCUCUGCUGAACUAUGAGUUUGGUCAGAAACAAAGCUUCAGGUUAAUGAAUAUCUUUAGGAUUGAUUAUUCUAUCAUAGAUUUAUCAAUGGAGAAGCAGUUUGUAGUAGACAUGGAUGUUAGUGUAUGUUUUGAAGCCAAUGCACCAUGUGUUUUUACAUCAACCAUCAUGAAGAAUGCAAGAUUACCUAAACCUAUAUGUGACCUGAGUAGUAAUUUGUCUUUUGAAGACAUAUCCUUAAAAGAAUUAGCUGAGAACCUUCUAUUGGAUGUAACACAACAGUUACCAUCAUAUGCUGCUGACAUAUUACUAGAGAGACUUGGUAUAUCCCAAUGGAUGCAGGAUGUACCAUGUAGUCCACAGUCAUCACAGUAUGCCCCUAAUGUCAAAGGAUGGAAAAUAUUGUGCCCUUCAGAUCUACCUCUCCGGGAUUUAACAGGAAGUUUAAGCUGUACAAUACCAGAUUACUGUACUGGUAUAGACUGCUGUGUAGAGAUCCCACAAAUUGGUCGUACCUUUCAUGUCUACCUGUUAUUAGAUGCUUGUUCACACAGACUUAAAAUAGGAAUAGAAAACCUGGGAUUAGAUCAAGCUUACUUUAACUUCGAGUUUGAUAAAGUCCAGGAGAUUAGGCUAAGCAAGCUUUUGACCUUACAGUAUUCAGUGAGUGAUUUGGUAGGCAAGAAGAAGUACAUUGUAAAUAUGAACAUAACAGUUUGUUUGGAACCUUCAGGAUCAUGUAUCUUUACAUGGGACAUUCUUAAGGAGGUUUAUUUACCUAAACUUGGCUGUGAUUGGAAUAUAAGUAUGGCUGAUUUUUCUCCCUCCAAGCUGCUACAAGAUAGUGGGUUUACAGUAGCAGACAAUCUACCAGACGUAAUCCUUUCCCAGGUACUAGAGAAAAUGGGUGUGAUUGACUAUCUAUUAACACCACAGUGUGAUCUGGGGGAUUAUACACCAAGUGUGAAUGGAUGGAUCAAAAAAUGUCCAGCAGAAGUGAUCAACAUAACCUUACCAAAUCUCCCCUCAUAUUUUACCUGUAGGAUAGAUGAUACCUGCACAAAAGUUGAUUGUUGUAUCAGGAUUGAAUUUUUGAAGAGAAACAUACACUUAGAGCUUGAUGUUGAUGUCUGCUCAAGAAUAAUCUCAUUCAGUAUUGAAAAACUGAAGCAAGAUUUAACCAUAUUUAACUAUAAUCUAGAUAUUGGAGGAAAACUCAAACUUCUGGAUUUUGUGUCAUUAGAUUAUACCAUAGACAAAACACAAGAUAAGAAUGAAUUCAGAGUAAACCUCAAUGUUACAAUACGACUAGAUGAUGGAACUGUUCUUUAUAAAUCUAUAUUGUUGGAAGGUGCUACUUUGAUAAAAAUACCAUGUGAUUGGAAUACUGGAUUCAACAUUAAAGAUUUUUCCUUGCUGUCUUACAUACACAAGUUAUCUCUGCCCAGCAAAGAUCAGCUGACUGAAUUAAUGGCUGCUAAACUGGUUGAAGAGUUAGGAAUAGGGAGCUUACUUCAAGAUACACCUUGUCAGAGAUCAAGCUCUGUAUAUAGUCCAUCUAUCAAUGGUUGGAAAAAUGAAUGUCCACUGGCUGUCCCUUUCCCAAACCUGACCAUUCCAGCCUCCUGUUACAUUCCGUCUCACUGUACAGCUGUGGACUGCUGUAUAGAUGUGGAUUUCUUACAUCGUUCAUUCCAUGUCUACAUUGAUCUGAACACAUGUGAAAACACAUUCAAACUGGGAAUAGAAAAACUCAAAUUGGAUCCUAUAAGUUUGACAGAUUAUCAAUUUGGGACCACUGAGUAUUUCAAUUUGAAAGGAAUUGUAAGAGUAGGGUACAGAAUAGAAGAUUUGAAUAUACAGAGAAAGUUCCGUGUUGACUUGAACCUGAGUAUUUGUUUUGAGUCCAAUGCACCUUGCCUAUAUGAGAUUGUCCUGUUUAAAGAUGCUCUGGUACCUAAAAUACUUUGUGAUUGGGAAGCUGACUUCUCUUUUCCAGAUUUUUCUCUGGAGAAGUACACAGCAGAUGCUGGGGAGGUACUAAACAACUUGAAAGAACCAUUCAUACAGAAAUUGAUGGAAGAUUUGGGUAUAUCUAGUUACCUGAGUGAUGAUCCAUGUAACAUAACAUCAGAGGACUUCACACCAAAUCAUCAGGGAUGGAAAUCAGAAUGUGAACAGGCCUUCUCAUUGCCAGCUCUACCAAAUACAGCUGUGUGUGUACUAGAGGAUACUUGUACUGGUGUGAAAUGUUGUAUGGAUGUUGGAUUUCUGAAGAAAUCAUUUUCAGCCUUUGUAGAGAUAGAUACCUGUAAUCACUACCUUAAGUUUGGUAUUGAGAAGCUAACUGAACAGAUUGAUCUUUUUGACUAUCAGUGGGGUACCCUUGAGAAGAAAUACUUGAUGAAUGUUAUAAGAGUAGAAUACAGGAUAGAAGACAUAUCAGCUGAUCAGGAGUAUGAGAUAGAUUUGAACAUGAGUGUUUGUUUUGAAUCACAGAAAAGCUGUUACUUUACCAUGAGCAUAUUCACAGGUUACAGAUUACCUAAGGUUUUCUGUGAUUGGGGCACAGGAUUUAAUAUGCCAGAAUUUUCCCUAACCAAGAUUUUAGAAGAACAAAAAGAAACUUUAUCAGACCAGUUACCUACAGCUGUUAGACAGAUUUUACUAGAGAAACUUGGACUUAGUGAUUUUUUUCUAGAUUCUCCAUGUAAUGUAGCAACUAAUUCAUUUGUCAAUGAAUGUAAUAGUAGUUAUUUGACCUUGACCUUACCUUCAUCAGUAUCCUGUGUAAUACCACCAAGCUGUUCUGCUUUAUCAUGCUGUAUGGACGUCCAGUUAAUCAGUCGCGCCAUCAUGUCCGAGAUCUAUAUAGAUCCUUGUACAUAUACUAUGUCCGUAACUUUAGAGAAACUACAUGUAAAGAUAUCUCUGCUGAAGUAUACAUGGGGAGAAACUCACAAGUUCUCACUUCAAGGUGGCAUUAUCAUAAAGUAUAAAGUUUUUGACUUAAAGAAUGAGAAAAUAUUCAUGGUAGACUUGAGUUUCCAUAUUUGUAUGGAAGAGAAGGAACCAAACAGUUGUAUAGUUGAUUUACCAAUCCUAACCAAUGCUAGAUUAGCUAAACCUUUAUGUAACUGGAGUAUGGGAUUCUUACAGUCAGACUUUUCCUUGGCUACUUGGCUGAGAGAAAACAGUAUAACAGACACAGGUACAUUACAGGAAGUUUUUGUUACACAACUUCUCUAUAAACUUGGCAUUGAUGACUACAUGAAGGAUCCACAGUGUGACAGAAAUCAGCCUCCAUAUAAACCUGCAAACAAUAUGGGAUGGAAUCUAGACAAAUGUAAUAGUUCUGUAGAUUUACCUGUGUCUCUACCAGCUGGAAUCUCCUGUUACCUGUCUGAUACCUGUACAGGUAUAGAUUGUUGUAUACAGGUAGAUAAACUAGGAUUAUCUGUCAAUGCCUAUGUACUGCUGGAUGCCUGUCACAACACUUUUACUGUUGGUGUAGAGAACUUUAAACAUACUACAACCAUGCUGGAUAUUGACCUUGGUGAAAUACAAACUUUCUCUAUGAUGGGAUUUGUUAUAGUGAGUUACAAGAUUGAUGAGUUCUACAAUGAGAGGAUGUUUAUUGUCGGUAUGAACAUCAGUAUUUGUUAUGAAGCUAAUGGACCUUGUGCUUUAAACCUGAAAAUACUGGAAAAUACCAAACUUCCAAUACCUUUCUGUGAUUUCAGUCAAGGAAUUCCAGGUUUUUCCUUGGCUGCCUGGCUAGAUAAUAACAAGAUAGAUUUGGGAGAACAGCUACAGUCCUAUGAUGUUGAUAGGUUGAUGGAAGAAUUAGGUAUAGCUGGUUAUCUACUGAAUCCUCAAUGUCAGGUGUCUUCUUAUCAAACUGAUACGAAAGGAUGGAAUACUGGAUCUUGUGACGCAGACUUAUCAUUGCCAACAUUACCAUCAAACCUGGCAUGUCAGUUACCAGACUACUGUACAGGGAUCCAGUGUUGUUUAUACAUACCACUGCUGGAUAUGUCUGUAGAAUUCCAUGUUCAGGUUGAUAUCUGUAACCUUAAACUUAGCAUUGGACUGGAGAACCUUGUCAUCAAUGAAUCUUUGUCUGAUUACAACUUCAAUAACCAGAACAAUAUAUCCCUAGGAAGUAUGAUCAAACUAAGUUACUCCAUAGAAGAUUUGGAAGCUGAAGAAAAGCUGUCUUUCAGUUUAACAAUUAACUUUUGUUUUGAGAGUGAUGGAGACUGUAUAUAUAACUAUGUAAUAUUUGAUGAUUAUAAAAUCUCUAAACAGCCAUGUGAUUGGACAGGAGGAUUUGCAGUGCCAAAUUUUAAAUUAAAUUCCUGGCUGACAGAUCAUGAUUUAUUGCCAAAUUUAUCACAACUCUCUGAUUUAAUGGCAUCAAAGCUGCUAGAAGAUCUUGGUAUAGCUGAAUACCUACAAGAACCAAGCUGUAAUCCUGUAACAGAUAUAGCAUUCAGUAAUGUACAGAGUAAUGGCUGGAAUUCAGCUUGCCCAAGUGCUGUAUUACCUGACUUAGCUGAUGAUGUAGUAUGUCACCUUGAUUCUACCUGUACAUCUGUUACCUGUUGUGCACAUGUAGGCCUGAUCAACAGAAACAUAAAUUUCUUCCAAACUGUAGAUCCAUGUAACCAAAUAUUUAGCCUUGGUAUUGAGAAAUACCAGUUUGAAUUUUCUCUGUAUGAGACAGACUUUAAUCUGCAGAAACAAUUUCAUAUUGGACGUGUUUUAGAAAUAGACUAUAAGAUCAGUGAUAUGGGUGGAGAAAGAGUUUACUAUAUGGAUCUCAGUAUAAAAGUUUGUUUUAAUGAUGAAGGACCUUGUCUGAUACAAGCCAAUAUCUUCUCCAAAACAAAGCUGCCAAAAAUACAGUGUAGUUGGCAGAACGGUUUCUUUGAUCCAGACUGGUCCUUAUCAAACUGGUACAAACAGACAGGUUUCCAGUCUAAUGUUACCUUAACUAGAGAUAGAGUCUCUCAGCUAAUGUCAGACCUUGGACUGUCAAAGUUCCUGUUUGACAAUAAAUGUGAUUAUACAGACCAAGAAUCUGUCUUUGUUAAUGCUUAUCAAGGAUGGACUUCUGAUUGUCCUGACAGUAAGAUAGAGUUACCUGACCUACCUGAUUAUCUCACCUGUUACCUGGAUUCUACUUGUAUAGGUAUACAGUGUUGUUGGGAUGUAGACUUUAUCAGUAGAUCGUUCCACAGUCACCUGACUGUAGAUACUUGUAGCUACAUAUUAAAGUUUGGAGUAGAAAAGUUGGAAUUUGAAGUAACUUUAGAUGAUUAUGAGUGGGGUGAAUGGAAACAGUUUGAUUUAUAUGGAGUUAUAAAUGUUAGGUAUAUGAUUGAUGAUUUACCAGCACAACACAUGUACUUAUUCUCCAUGACACUGAGUCUGUGCUGGGAGUCAGAUGGACUAGACUGUGAUCACCAGGUUAUAUUUAAUAAUGUACUGCUACCCAAACCUAACUGUAACUGGAAUAAACCUUAUAAUAUCCCAGGUUGUAAGACCAUUUUACCAGCAGAUAUUGUUUUUGUGGUUGAUGAAUCUGGUAGUGUUGGAGAUGGUAAUUUUAAUGAUACAAUGGAUGCCAUUGCAGAUACCAUAGAUACAUUGGUCAUUCGUGAAGACUUGAUCCGUGUCGGCAUGACCUUAUUUGAAGGGACUGGAACAUCAAGGACAUUGUUUGAUCUGAACAGUAGUUAUAAUAAAUCUGAAAUAAGAUCAUGGCUUUCAUCAACUGUCUAUCAGAAGGGAGCUACCACGGAUAUUGCUGAUGCAUUCCAAUUUAGUUGUGAAGAAAUGUUUCAGAUGACAAAAGGGGAGAGAACCAAUGCUCAGAACUAUCUUGUAUUACUUACUGAUGGAAAAUCAGACAGGAACAAAGCCAUAGAUAAAGCAGAUUUAUGUAGCAGUAAAAAUAUCAGAGUUAUAACUGUAGGGAUAGGAUCUGGCAUUGAUGUUUAUCUUCUCAAUACAACAGCAUAUCAACCAGAUCAUUUCAUCAAUACAGAAUACAGUGAACUAAAUACAACUUUACCUGAACUUGUUAUUAAGUCUGUGGACUGUAGUAAGGAUUUCUCCUUGGCUGAGUUUGUGUCUGAUAGUGGAUUAUCUACCCUUGACAGUUUUGCUGUGUCAAAGUUAAUGGAUUAUCUAGGUGUAUCUGAAUACCUACUGUUGCAACAGUGUGACGUGACAAAGCAACCAUUUAACUUGUCUGCGAAUGGAUGGACUGUUGAUUGUUCCGUUCCAGACAAGACUGACCUAUCACCCUAUGGUGUAUGUUACAUACCACAUACUUGUACCAGUAUAGAAUGCUGUGUAAAUCUGCCUGGAUUACACAGGAGUAUUCAUGCUUCUGUGGACAUAGACACUUGUAAUUAUAAACUGACUGUGGAUAUUGAGAAAGUCCAUCUGGAAUACUCAUUGGUUGAUUAUGAAUGGGGACACACACAAACAUAUUCUUUGUUUGGACUCUUCAAUGUUGUAUUCACAGUACAAAAUCUUGUUGAUGACAAGUUACUGGUAACUUUGGAUAUAUCUGUAUGUGUGGAGAGAGCUGGUCCAUGUGAAGUAAUUCUGAAUGUAUUCAAAGAUACCAGGUUACCUAAACCAGUCUGUAACUGGAAAAAUGACUUUAUUAUAUCAGAGUUCUCGCUAGAAAACUUCCUAUCAAGUAAAGGAUUCAGUCCAGCAUUAAGUGAGAUACCAACAGAAGUAUUAUUACAGCUGUCAAACAAACUUGGAAUAGCUUCAUUCUACUUGGAAACCCAGUGUAACAUAGCAGAUACUCCAUUUACACCUAACCAGGAUGGAUGGAAUAAUGAUUGUUUAGAGAAAGCAAAUCUCCCAGCUUUAUCUAAUGGCACCACCUGUCACUUGUCUGAUGAUUGCACUGGAGUUACCUGUUGUACAGCUGUAGAUCUGCUCAGUAGAUCUAUCAGUACCAGUCUAAAACUGGAUCCCUGUGACUAUUCCUUACAAGUGCAGAUAGAGAAACUUCUUGUCAACAUAAGUUUAAUUGAUUAUCAGUUUGGUAAACAAGAUGGUGUAUAUUUAUUUGGAGUUGUACGUCUUGACUAUGACAUAGAAGACCUGAGGUACAAGAGACAGUAUGUAGUAAAUUUACAGCUGAGUGUUUGUUUUGAAGCGACAGGACCUUGUACAAUCAGUAUCCCUGUACUCACUAAUACCAUUCUAUCUAAGUCUGUCUGUGACUGGAAAAGUAACUUUAUAGAUCCAGAAUUUUCAUUCAAUAAGUUCAUGAAAGAAGAGAUAGGUUUGAGUAUUGGAAAUAGUUUAACAGAUUAUCAGAGGAAACAAUUAAUGGAAAGUUUAGGAAUUUCUGACUUCAUGAUGGAUGUCCCCUGCAGUUUAACACCAUAUCCAAGUAAUGGAUGGACUAAUGAUUGUGAUACUUUGACCUCUGACCUUCCACUGUUACCAGGUACAACUGUCUGUCAUAUUCAGGAAAGCUGUACCUCAGUGUCCUGUUGUUUUAGUGUGGACAAGAUAGGUCAAUCAUUCCAGGCCUCUGUUGAUAUUGAUCCAUGUAGAUCACUACUAACAGUAACUAUAGAAAAAUUCACUCAACAGAAAAAUCUGUUAGAUUUUCUGUGGGGGACAUCAGUAGAAAUGUGGCUGUUCGGUCUAUUUAGAAUUGAGCUAAGAGUGAAUUACUUAGAAUCUGAAGGAAAUUAUCUGGUAGACAUGAAAUUGAGAACUUGUCUGGAUGCAGAUGUAUCUGUACCUUGUUACCAGUCCAUUGUAGUGUUCAAGGAUUACAAGCUACCUAAAUCUGUGUGUGAUUGGAAUACCAAUUUCCCUGUAAAAGACUUUAGUAUGGAGUCCUGGAUGAGUGAGAAUGGUCUAUUACAAAAUGUUGAUCCUUUACCACAAUGGUCAGUUCUACAGCUGAUGCAGAUGUGGGGUAUAUCCAGAUUUGUUUCAGACAAUUCCUGCUCUGGUGUUCUGCUGGAUACAAGUUCAGAUUGUAGUUUAUCAGUGCCAGAUCUACCUGACUGGUUGUCCUGUUCAAUGCCAUCAUCUUGUGAUGGUAUAAAAUGCUGUGUUGAUCUGCCUAGCCUAAACAAGUCUGUAGCGGUUGUUCUUAUGAUAGACGAUUGUAGAAAUACAUUACAACUACAGAUUGGACAGCAAACAACAAAUUUCAAAUUAAAUCAGUUUGUAUUUGAAAAGGAACACACAUUUUCUUUGUUUGGUAUUGUAAACAUCAUGUAUGAAAUAGUGGACUUAGAUGACCAGUAUAAAGUAGACAUGAAUAUGUCAAUAUGCUACACAGAUACACAACCAUGUGAUUAUAAUAUACACCUUUGGACAGAUACAUUGAUUGAUAAGACCAUGUGUGAAUUGGCAGCUGGAUUCCUUGAUUCAGAGUUUUCAAUAGAUACUUGGUUAGGAUACCGAGGAUUGACACUGAACUCCAAUAUCUCUGAUGUUGUGGCCAAUGAUUUAUUAAUGGUGUUAGGAUUACCAGACUACAUGGACUUCUCUGACAAAUGUAACUUGACCACUUCUCCUUACAUGGAUGCUGAGGAUCGACAACUGAAUGAGACUUCUAAUAAUGUGACACUGCCAUUCUUACCAGAAGAGAUAACAUGUUAUAUAUCACCAACUCAGUCUGAAAUAUUUUGCUGUGUGAAGGUUGAUAUUCUAAAAAGAUCUCUACAGAUCAGUCUUACUCUGGAUUCCUGUACUUAUAGACUGACUGUGAGGAUAGAAAAUCUACACCAUGAAAUCAACCUUUUCAACUACCAAUGGGGUAAAACUGAAAAUGUACAGCUUCAUGGUGUCUUCCAACUCAGGUUUACUAUAUACAACAUUCCUUCAGAGAGAAAGUUCUUGGUAGAUGCCAGUAUCAGACUCUGUUUUGAAGCUAAGGACAACAAAUGUCUGAAAGAAUAUACUGUUCUAAACAAUGCUGAUUUCAUGUAUGCUGACUGUAAUAAUUCUUUGACAGUUCCAUUUGGAGGAUUGGCUUUUGAGUUUUGGAAACCAUCUCAAUGCACAAUUUACAGUGGAAACUUUCUGAAUGGUUGUACUGAUGUACCAGCUCCAGUGUCAUCCUUACCUGGAUGUAAAAUGUCCAGUGAUUGUCACACUGUAGACUGUUGUACAGAGAUUAACUUCAUGACUGGUACCAGAAAUGUAUAUACUACAUACCAACUGACACAGUGUAAUGAGAUGGUGACCAGUAUUGAGAGACAAUCGUGGACAAAAACUGGAUUAGAUUCACUGACAGGAUCAACAAUUUCAGAAAAGGUCAAUGGUGUAUUUGACAUGAGUAUGUCUGUAGUAGAAAGUUCCUCUACAUUGUAUAAAGUGACAUUAUCUGUAAAUAUCUGUUACUUGAGCGGAGGUAUUUGUACAAACUUGACACUAGCAGAAGAGGUCACUUUGAAAAAACCAGACUGUUCACCAGAGAGAAGAAGGAGGAAGAGGAGAGAUACUUUAUAUGGCUAUGGACUUGAUCCAUCAGAUCUUCAAGGUGGUUUUAGAAACUUAUACAAUGAUCUAGCAUCUUCAGAACAAGUUCAAGAGUUCUUGAAAGAAGCCAAAGAUUAUGAAAAUCAAGUGAGAUCAGGCAAUUUACAACCAAGCCAAAUAAUGGAUGAUGACAUCACUACAGGAAUCAAAUCUACCAUGAAAGCUUUAGGACAGAAUAGUCCCACUACAAUGUCUUCUUUGUGGACAGUAGAUAUUGUCAGUGAUGCUGAUGGAGCUAAAGCUAUAACAGACAUGUUGUCAACAGCAACAGAUAUUGUAGGGCGUGCUGAUCAAGUAUUUAUAGUAGGGAAAGGCCUGUCUAAUGCAGGAGUAAAAAUGUUAGGAGAGAAACUGGCCAAGAUGACCAUUGGUGAAAUUAAAGCAAUGUUAGAUCUUAGAAAUCUUGACCCAGUUGUUAUUAUAAAAUUGUUUGGUCAACUUAAAGAUUUAGCCAAAGCUUUGCUAUCAGAGUUCAUCAACAAAUUGCUAGGAGAUCCAACAAAUAUCUUCAAACGUACUGACAUUAUAGUAAAGGGAGAUGUUAGUUUUCCUAGAACAAACGUUGUAAUUGUCCGACCAGUUUCUCAUGAUAUACCAGUUGGCCCACUUAUUCUCAGACUUGAAUUUGGAGCUUUUGGUUAUUAUGGCAUGGCAUUUGAAGUUGGUGUAAAAGUUUUGGGUAUGACUGGAUUCGCUACUAUAGUCCCUUAUGCUGGAGCAAAAGCUUAUGGUUCAGUUGCAAUUUGUUUCUAUGUAUUGUGCGGUAAAUUACAGUUAGAUGGUUACAUAAUGGAUACCAGAUUUCCUUCAACUGCAGAAAUAGCUUUCAAUAAAUUUCCACUUGAUGUUGGUUUGUCUAUGUAUCUGGAACUGAGACCAUUAGAGCUGAAGCUGACAGCUAAAGUUACAUUAGAAGUCAGACUACCAUGGGGAAUUAGGUUUACAAAGACUUUAUUUAGUGGUACAUUAUGGCGGUACAGAGCUCCAAGCAUUAAUAAAAAGAUAAUUGAUAACAGAAAGAAAGAGGAAGAUGCUUCACCACCUCAACUAUCACCUGUUACAGAUUCUGGUGGCAAUGGAAAGAAAAAAAGAUCAACAGCUUCCUGUUAUGUUAAACAAACACCAAACUUAGAUUACACAGAACCAGAGUUUGAAAUCUCUAUCCGAGCUGAAGAUGAUAGAAGUCAGGUAAAGCUUUACCUAAAUGUAGGUACUGUACCAGGAGGGUCUGAUGUUCUACAUGAAUAUGAACUUGGAGGACCAUCAACAGUUAUUAAAGAGCCAUUAAUCAGUAAAGGAACUGGAGUUCCAAUCUACUUCACCUUGAUAGCAGAAAACAGCUCGGGUCAAAGGUCAGAAGCAUUUUGUAGUUUACCAACUUAUGAUGUGACUGUACCUGGUGGAAGAUUUCAGGAGGAAUUUAUGUCUACAAGUAAUCCUGAGGUACUAAGGGCCUAUGUGACGGUGUAUGAGGACUCUGAACUUCAGACUGUACAAGUUGGAGCAGGAUAUGGGAAAGGAAUCUAUGGAGAUCAGAUGGUUCCCUGGGAUGAUGUUGACCUUGACCAUAUUCAGAUAAAUGACAAUUUAGGGUCAGAUACUUUUAAUAAAAAGGUUUUAGACCAAUUGUUUACUGAGUCAAUAGCUGGAAGAUUGAUUGCACCGAAAUCAGCACCAGAUACAAUAAAAUAUAGCCCUGGAGAUUGUGCCAGGGCCUGUGCAGAUUUACCACGUACUAAGUGUAUGAGUUUUAAUUAUGACUUUGGUAAAGGAGUAUGUGAACUUAUGGAAGCCAUUGAGGGACAUCGCUACUCAAGGUCCAAGUCUGGAUUGUUUGAACAUUAUGAAAGACUUGGUAUUGGCAAAUCCAAACAGUUUGUUUAUGAAAAUCUACAACUCCUCCAUAAUAAAACAUACUACUUUAAUCUGAGACUGGUCAAUGUUUUAGGAUAUGAUAGUAUAAUCAACACACAAGCAGUCAUUGUAGAUACAACUACUCCUGAAACAGGCUUUGUUUCCAAUAAGACUGCUGAUUACCUUGAAAUACUUCCAUGUUUGGAUUUAAUACCUGGAGACAGACCUGACUGGAAGUUACUCUGUAAAGGGGUACAUCCUAAAACUCAGAAUCAAAGACUUGUAGUUGAUGGACCUGGUUCCCGGACAGUAUUCAAUGGUCCUACACCAAUGUUUGAUCUGAAGUUCACCAGGGCAAAUGCCUAUAUAGCUGCCAACUGGGAUGGAUUUAUAGACAGAGAAUCUGGAAUCAUGGGAUAUACCGUACUUAUUGGCCUGACAGAAUGUAAAGAUGAGGUACAUGCUGAUCAUGAUCCUCAUAAACAUUUAUUUGAUAUGUCCCAGUGGACAUUCAGUGCUAUGAUAAGCCCUAUACCAGCACCAUACACCAAAUUACCAGAUGGUCAGUACUUUGUCACUGUUAGAGCAUUAAAUGAUGUAAAGUAUGGAGGGCCAUUGGUAACAACAGUGUGUCAUUCUACGCCACUGACAGUAGAUAACUCCAGACCAGAGAUUUAUGAUAUAUAUGGAAUAGAAUAUGAUGAAGAUCUGCCCUCACUGAAAGCUUCACAUGUAUCCGGUGACCCUCAUUCAGGUUUGAUAUACAAUGAUUUAUGUUUGGGCCAUUCUGCCAGAGACUGUGAUGAAAUGGACUGGAAAAGAAUGGACUAUAGUCCACACAUACAGUAUGCAGUAAAGCUCACAGAUGGUGUCCGUAUUUGGGUCAAAAUCAAGGUCAUCAAUGGAGUGGAUCUGAGAAAAAUAGGAGUAGCAGACCAAGCUAUAAUUGUUGACAACACACCACCAAUAGCAGGACAAGUGUUGGAUGGUUCAGUACAAGGAACUGAUCUGCAAUUCACCAAAGAGUAUCAAAAGCUUUGCUCCAAUUGGAGACAUUUCUACGAUCAAGAAUCAGGAAUAUCAAUGUAUAUGGUGGGAGCGAGUUCUGAGAGAAAUUUCAACAUAACAGAUAUUGCUAAUUCAACAGAAAUAAGUAGACAAAUCCAUACAAUCUGUGUGUCUGUCAACAAAGACUUAGAACAUGGCAAGACAUAUUAUACCAUUGUCUGGGCUUAUAAUGGAGGAAUAACACAACAGAAAGUUGCUGCUAUAUCUGAUGGAGUAACUGUGGAUUUGACAGAACCAGAAUCAGGAGAAGUAAUUGAUGGGGUUCAGACAGGAUUUAUAGAUCUUCAUUUUUCACCCAGUACAGCUAAAGUUGGGACCCAGUGGAGGGGAUAUCAUGAUCCUGAAUCUGGUAUACAACAGUAUGGUGUACAGGUGGAGGUUUCAAAUAACAACACGGAACACUAUGAAGUAGUUAGGGAAUGGGUUACCUUCCCAAAGGAAACUGACCGUAUAGAAUGGUUGAACUUUCACCUUCAUCACAAAGACCAUGUCACGGUCAAGUUAAAAACCACAAAUGCAGCCUUAAACUCAAUCAUCAAUGAGACGAGUGGAUUUGUUGUUGACCUGACUCCAGCUGAUCUUGUUAGCUUGGGUGAUGGAUCUGUGCUGAAAGAAGAUAAAACAUUUCAGUCUGAUGUGACAAGUUUGUCCAGUAACUUUGAGUUUAUAGAUGAAGAAUCUGGUUUGGAUCAUUUUAAAGUUCAGAUAUAUCAACAUCAUGAAGGUGUAAGAUCCCAAGUUAUACCAGCAAUUUAUGGUGAAUGGUUAAAUCUUGGUACUGAUGUCAGUAUAAACCACUACACUCAGACAGAUCUGUCCUUACAUCAGGGCGGAAUCUACAGUAUGAGGGUGGGAGCUGUUAACAAGGCAGGAUUUGUGGCAGCAUUUGAGACUAAUGGUGUUGUCAUAGAUACCACACCUCCUGUUAUGCACUGGCUACAUGUAGGAAGCAUAGCUGGCAGAAUAGAGACAGUUAUAGAUGAAUAUGUGUGGCAGGCUGAUACUACUGGGAUCAAGGCAGCCUGGGGAGCAGAUGAUCACCAGUCAGGCAUUACAAAGUUUAAAGUAGCAGUGGGAACAACUCAUGGUGGCACAGAUAUCAUGUCUUGGACAGCUUUUGGAUCUGAGAAGGAUAUAUACAUACCUGACUUGACACUACAGCUGACAGACCUGAAAACUUACACACCAGUGUAUUAUGUCCAUGUAAAGGCAGAGAAUGGAGCAGGACAGGAAAGUAAUCCUGUCACAUCUACACCUAUUGUGGUGGUAGAUGAAGACAAACCAGGUUUGGUGGUAGAUGGAGCUGAAGGUACCGAUGGUAAUACCUUAGUACUUAAUGAAGAUGUAGAUUAUCAGUUAGACUUUUCUACUACCACACUACAGUUCAGUGGUUUUGAGAGUCAUUUACAUGGAGUUGUGGAUUAUGAAUGGGCAGUAGGAACAACUCCAGGUGGAGAGGAUGUUAUGUCCUAUACUCCACAUGGACUGGUACAUUAUGAAGAGGCAGAUGUUGUUGGCAAUGGAAUAUCCAGUUCUGGUUUUGCCCAAGCCAAUCUACACCUUAAACCAGAGAUAAAAUAUUACUCCAGUGUUCGUGCUGUUACUAAUAAAGGCAAUGUUUUAGAGGCUGUGUCUGAUGGGUUUACGGUAGACACUUCACCACCUGUGGUUACACUAGACAGACUAACAGAUAAUGAUGCCUCUGAGAUGGAAGGUGGGUCCAGUAUUUAUCAGAAAACUGUGGAUUCCCUGUCAGCCCUGUGGCAUUAUAGUGAUGAAGAGAGUGGUAUACAGAGAGCUUGGUUCAAUGUAGGGACCUAUCCUUUUGGAGGAGAUGUGGCUCCAGUAACAGAAGUUAAUAUUACACCAAAUCUACAAAGUUCAUUGUCAUUGUCUACUGUAGUUGCUGAUACUUCAGGAAAACCCAACAUUAUAUCAGUGUAUGCAGAAAACAAGGCUGGAUCCAUCAGUAAAAUCACAUUUAAUUCAGUGAUUAUUGAUACAUCAGCACCAAAUCAGGGAGUUGUCACCUGUCCAGAAUAUGUAGGGGCUAAUGUUCCAGUUAAGUGUACCUGGACUGGUUUUCAGGAUAAUGAAAGCCCAAUAGAGAAGUUCCUUGUAUCACUUGGUUCUCAAGAAGGGUUUUCUGACAUAUUCAGCGACAGAAAAGUUGAUGGAAAUACAUUCAGUUAUACAAUAAAUGAUGCAGAUGAGUUGAUGACACAUGAGAAGUCCUACUAUGUUACUGUGACUGCUGUUAACACAGUAGGUUUACAGUCCUACAGUUUCUCUGGACCUGUUGCCAUAGAUACCACACCUCCUGACUAUGGUAAAGUGAUUGACCUUCAUACGACCUACAGAAUGGAUGUGACUGACAAUGCAGCUACUGUACAAAUGAAUGCUAAAGCUUGUACAACGGAUGAAGAAUGUGAUGCCUUAGAUGCUACAUGUUCAGAAUCUUUAACCUCAGUUUCUGUAACCUGGCAACCAUUUACUGAUGAACAAUCUGGAAUAGCUAGAUAUGAGAUAGCUGUAGGGACUACUCCAGGGGGUGGACAGAUUAAAACUUUUUUCAGUAUACACACAGAAACCAAUUAUUAUACAGUAACUGGACUGAAUUUAAGUGGUCUGACAAAGGUAUAUGUAUCCAUUAAAGGUACCAAUGGAGCAGGAUUAUCGACUGUUAGUUCAUCCAAUGGUUUAUACUUAUCUUACCUUAGUCAGGGACUGCCUCCUCUAUCACAUAUUGGUAUUGCUGAUGUUACAGAAUUGUCAAAUGAGGAUAUUGAUUUCCAGGAGAGUUUUGACACAUACAGGGCAUCAUGGGAUGUGUCAGGUGACCCUUGUCCUGUCAUUAGAUAUGAUUGGCUGAUACAGAGGCUUGAUGGGAAGGUUGUCAUGGCUUGGCUGGAUAUGGGAGUUAAAACUGCAGGAAUGAAUGAUGAACUUGAGAUGUUGAAUGGAGAAUUAUACUAUUCUCUACUGAGAGUAACUAAUGCUUUGAACUACACCUACAUGAUCAGAUCUAAUGGCAUCACUGUCAAACAAGAACCUCUCAUCCCAGGAAAAGUAUUUGAUGGAGACCUGUUAGGAUAUGAUCUGAAUUUCCUUAAUUCCAAAGCUAUGGUGACAGUCAAUUGGGAUGGAUUUGGUCUCCCAGUCAGUACACAAACUCAAGUAGAUGUUAUUUCAGGAAAUCCUGGCCUCCAAGUAAAUGAAGAUAAUAUUGAAUACAAGGAUAAAAACCAAGCAGUAGAAUUUUAUGAGGUUGCCUUGGGAACAGACAGGAGAUUCUCACAAACCAGAGACAACAUUGUUCCAUUUACUAAUGUGGGAAAAGACAAAAAAGUGACCUUUUAUGAUCUUGACCUGGUUCCAGGUACAGGAAUGUAUUACUUCACAGUGAAAGCAUACAGUGCCUCCCACUCUGUUGCUAUAGUAACAUCAAAUGGAUUUCAUGUUGGAUAUGACGGUGGAGUUAUUGCUGGUACUAUUGUGAUGGGAGACUACGUCAGUAUAGAUACAUACUUAGAUAUACAGUUUGAAGGUUUCUUCUCCAAAUUAGAGAUAUUGAUGUACUAUGUGGCUGUGUCUAACUACACAGGUGUUAAUGGUACUGAUUGUAAACAUUAUAUUGAUGGUGGAAAGGCUACAGAAGAAGAAAAAUCCAGGAUAUUUAAUGUGUUUCCUGUCACAAAUAUAAAUCAGAAUACAUUUUACAAAGCAGAAAAUUUAGAUCUAGAAUUGGGAAAAGCCUAUACAGCUUGGGUAUUAGGCACUGACAAAUCAGGAGAGUGCAGUCUUGUCAGUCAUACGUUCAUGGUUGACACUACACCCCCUGAAGCAGGAGAAUUAACAUGUGGACCUGAUUAUAACAUGAAUAUAACAUACACUCCAGACAGCACCACCUUGACUGUAAAAUGGGAAGGCUUUAGUGAUUCUGAGUCUGACAUUGCCUCAUACAAAAUAUCCCUAUGGAAUAAAUCCUCCUGUUCUGAUCAAAGCUCUGAAGUACUUAUGGUGGACUGGAUAACAUUGGAUUCUAACUAUUCCCGGUAUAUGUUUACAGAACUUCAGCUUAAGGGAAACAUUCCAUACAUAAUAAAACUAAUGGCCACCAAUCAUGCUGGACAGUUUGUCAGUACAGAAUCUGCACCUAUAUUAUAUGAAUCCUCAAAACCAACAUCAGGACAUGUGGUUGAUGGUACAGACUUCUUGAAUGACAAAGUUUGGUUUGGCUCUUCAGCUACCAUUACAGGUACAUUUUUACACUUGGCUAAUCCUGAAGGUCCGUCGUGUCCUGUCCAGGCUGUUUCCAUGAUCAACAAUCCAGGCUGGAGAAAACUACAACAGAUAGGCUUCAAAGAUCCCAGUGGUCAACAAUGGUCACUUACUCACAGACAAGAAAAUAUUCAGAAAUUGGUUUAUGAUAAUGCUAUUAGUAUAAAGCUGGCAAGAGAUGUUAAUAAAAAACAAAUGUAUACUGGGGCAUACAUCAGGUCUGCUGAAUUUGAAAAUGGUGGAACGUAUCAGAUAUCAGUCAAGGCAGCAGGUGGUGAAGGCAUACCUGUUACUGGAAUCAUGUUAUGGGAUGGUCCUGUAGAUGGUAUAGCUACUUAUGAUUACUUAACUAAAGAGGAUUGGACUCAAUAUAUUUGUGAUUGUUGCCUGGAAGAUCCAGUACAACAGGCUUGUUCAUUCUGUAAUUGUUCAUCAUAUGAUGAUAUAACCACAACUUUUUCUGCUACAAUAAAGCCUCCAUAUGAGAUCGUAAAGAAUUCUGACGAUUCUAUAGUUACUGAACCAUUAGAUACACAGGUCCCUGUUGCACAGACAGCAUUUGGUGUACAGAUAUUUGCAGGUGUCAUACCUCAAGUAGUAACAUGGUGUCAGGCCUACAACAAUACACAGAGAUUAAUGAAGACUAAAAUAGAUUUAUCUUUUGAUCCAUCGGCAGCAUAUCAUCAGUACAAAGUAGCUGUCAGUCCACAGAAAGAUGAUGAAGUUAAUAUAAACUGGUGUAUAAAAGUGUAUGCAGAUGAUGAAGAACUAACAGAAAUCUGUGGUAUAGAACCACCUAGUACUUCUGCCAAACUUGUACUUCACAUAUGGAAUCGUAAUAACUAUGUACCAGAUAUAUCUGACUUAUUUAAUGUCUUCUCAGCUAAAGCAUACUUCAAAGACCUAAUCAUUCCACCUAAGAUUGGCACUAAAUGUCGCUAUGGUGAUCCGUUUAGGGGAGGUACUAAUCCAGUAAUUAAGUAUGAGGCUGGAAUUGGAACAGAAAAGUUACAGACAGAUGUUGUACCAUACAGAGAGAUAUAUAGGCCAUGUAUACCAUGCAAUACACAGUGUUCUUUACUUAACUGUCAGUCUGAUUGUGAUCUUAAUCAGCAUACUGUUGUGGCCUUCACUUUGGAUGACCUUGUUCUUGAACCUUUUAUUCUGACAGAAAAUGAGACAGGACAUCAAUACAACAAAACAGCCAUGUAUUAUACUACAGUUAAAGUAUUGUUAGGAUCAGGUCUAACCUCUGAAGGAUCAUCAGAUGGAUUCUACAUUGACCUGACUCCACCUGUAUUUGAACCUGAAGUCAUGACCCAGAUCUAUAUUGAUGUGACCCAGGGAGAGUUUACACCAGUGAAGUACCAAGCAUCCAGUGACACUAUAAAAGCUUACUGGUACUGUUAUGAUGAUGAAAGUUUAAUCAAGGAUAAUUUAUGGGCUAUUGGGACAACAAGUGGUGGAGAGGAGAUACAGUCAUUUACAUCACUAGGUGUCAGACAGAUUGGUAUAAACAGCUCACUAGAGAGAGUGCUGCAAAGUAACCAAACUUAUUAUGUCUCUAUAAUAUGUCAGAAUGGAGCAGGACAAAUCACACAGUGGAAUGAUAACAAAGGUGUAGUAGCUUUAUUGGAACCGCCUGAUGUUGAAGUCAUCAACACAACAGUGGUAGGAGCUGAAGAUUUUGAUCAACCUGUCACCCCUUCUAAUUCUAAACGUGGUACAGACCCUGACACUAUUGGCUUCUCAUUUUCCCUGAGUGAGGAUGAAGCAGUUACAAGAUAUGAUAUCUGUUUGGGAUCAUCCAAGAUAAAUGAUGAUAUUUUCCCUUGUACCUACAUCAGUGUUAACAUGUCUGGUACAGUUUUGAUAAAGAAUGGCUCUAUUUACAUGAAUGAGUACAAACUAUAUGAUUUGCAUGAACUCAGAAAAGACCAGAGUAGUUCUUCCACUAAUACCUUCCACAUGGAGCCAGGGAGAACUCUGUUUAUAACACUCAGAGCUUGUAAUGAUGCCUACCUAUGUAGUAACAAAUCCUUAGGAACGGUUACCAUGAUGGAUGAUAAAGCUGUGAUGAAGACAUCAAUGGGAGGUGAACCUCUAGAGGUGGAGUAUGAUAUGUCAGCUAACAGGAGGAAGAGGAGGAGUUUAGGGGAUACUCUUAUUAUAAUAACACCUGAUGGACUUGCCAUUGGACAAAGUAUAUUGAUGGAACCAUUAGAUAGUACUGAUUUAACAGCUGUUUAUGAUUCAGUAUCCUCAACAGCGUUCCAACCCUAUAUAGUAAAUCCUAAUGAUACCAUGGAUUUAGUAGACAGACUUCUUUAUAGAAGAUUAUCAACUAGUAUAUUUUCCUUUACUCUGGUACCCAUUGGACAUUUACCUAUGCCUGGACCAGUCAACAUAACUUAUUUUGAUACCACUACAGAUCGAGAUCAAAGGAUUAUGUUAACCCACUGGAAUCCAGUGGAUAAACAAUGGGAGCUGACCAGUAAGACUUGUGGUGACCAUAAUGAUACAGAAAUUAUAAACCCUGAUGGAAGUACUACUACAUUGGUUUGUAGUACCUGGAAGUCCAAAGAAGAAAAUUCUACAAUAAGUCGUAAGAAAAGAUCUACAUCACAGCUUGAGUAUUUGUCACAAGAGACACAGUUUUCUCUGUCAGUAGUGUCUACUACUAUAAUCAAUACACCACCAAGAUUGGUCAGUCCCGAGAAUGUAACUAUGGAGGAAGAUUCAGGAACUCUUCAGUAUUUACUAGAGGCAACAGAUGAUGAAGCAGAUACUAUUUUGUUUUAUUUAGAAGAUUCUACCUAUAUCAUGGGUACUCCAAGUCUAACUACUGAUGGAAUGCUGUUGUAUACUCCAUGUACAGACUGUACAGGAACAGAAUACAUACACAUACUCCUAACAGAACAUCAGACAGAUGUUCCAGCAGCCAGUUCUAUUGUCACAAUAGCUAUUGAUGUCAUCAGUCAGAAUGAUCACCCUGUUGUUUUCCUUACUCAGUUUGGUAGCUCUAUAUUGUUAGAGGAUACUAGUGAACCAGUUGUGGUAUACCUAGAACAGAAAACCAAUUACACACAACACGUCUGGUCUGACCAGUUCACAGUUGUGUUUGGAGCAUAUGAUAUUGAUGUACAAGACAAUUUAACUUUGAAGGUACAUGUAUCACAACUUGAUCAUGGAAAUAUUACAAUUUCCCAACAACAGUUGAUCCCUCCUGAUGUAGGACCAUGCCCUCAUGAUCCAUUGAUUGAUAGCUUACCUUGUGGGAAUUUCACUCAAACUUUACCAUACAAUGUAACAGAUAUGUCAUGGAUCUAUAUCACAGUGACCUAUAUUCAACCUGACAAUUACUAUGGUUAUGAUUAUAUAAAGCUGUAUGUGAUGGAUGAUAGGAACAGCUCAUCUGAAGUGGUUACCAUACAGUUUGCUAUUUUGAAAUCACCCUGUCAAAACAAAGGGGUGUGUCAAGCAAAGAACACCAGUAACUACCCUUGUGAAGAUACUCACAGAGCUGAAAGUUUUGAUCUCUAUUAUAACUGUGAAUGUCCACAAGAGUUUACUGGACUACAUUGUGAAGAGGAUGUGAAUGAAUGCCUAAGCAAACCUUGUCCAGAUUCUUACACCUGCACUAACAAGUAUGGUGGAUAUGAUUGUUCUUGUCCUGACUGUGGAUUGGCUACAUGGGCUAAAGCUGUGAUUGGUCUUUCUGUGAUUAUAGUCAUCAUUGCUAUCAUAGUGAUUGUAUACUGCAGGAUACAAGCUAGGUACAAAAAUAAAUGUUUCCAUCAUACAGGGAUUAUUACAGACACAGAUGAUGAAAUCACAGUCAGAGAUGAUUUGGACAUUUAUAAUGAUGGACAGAAUUUCAAAGCUGCAAGGGUUGAUGUGAAAAUGAAAUCAUCUCUGGUACCAGUGGAACAGAAUCCACCUGAAAACUUCAACCAUAUUCUCACAACCAAACAAAAGUCGUAUCAUAGUGGACCAUUAAAACGUAGAAGGGAUGUUUGUCAUGAACAUGAGGAUGAUGAAGAGGGUGGAUUUCAACAUCCUCAACCUGGUGGUGUUGUCAAAAUACUACUUGCAUCCGAUAGGGAAAAAUUACUCCAGAAACAUGGUGUGCCUGAUGUGAAAAAUUCAUUUGCAGAAAAUGGAGACCAUCCAGCUCCGGGAUCACAUCAAAUGAUGUCAUUUACAAAUGAAGCAAUGGAAUUAGAUCAGCUGUCCUUCCACCCAACUCAAGGAUUUCUGCAUCAACAAGAUAAUGGUGGCUUUGAACCCGAAGGCUGGAAUGAUACAGAGGAGAUGGAGGAUAUAGACCGGACAGAGCUUUUUAGGCGCAUAAUACUAAAGUCUGCAAUGAGACAAAACAACAAAACAGGCAAUCAAUAUGUUGCUCUGGAUGAUGUCAGUGAUGAAGAGAAAGAAACUGAUAUCUAAAGGACGAUUUGAACUGUUGAUAAUAUUUAAAUUUUGACUUUUUUUUUAUACAUUUUACUUUUCUAUUUUUUUAUCAAUUUACUUAGAUAAUAUUUAUUCAUAUUUUAAAACUAAACUUCAGUAACUUUUGUAGAGAUUCUGUCUUUCUUCUUCUUGUCAGUAUAUCCUGGCCAUUUUUUUUCUUAUGUCUGCUUACACUAUGUAUAAAAACUGAAAUUUUCUUGUUCAAUUGAUAAUUUUUGUUUGUUGACCAAUUUUCAAUAUUUUAUGAAAUUCCUGAUAUAGAUUAAGAGCAUUUUGUUUGACACUUGAAAUUGCAAAAAUAGUCAAAUUAUUCAAGCCUGAAGGAUCAGAUUCGUGUUAAUUUCAUAGAUUAAUGAACAGGUUAAUUAAUAUAAGGGAGCUACCAUUUAAUUUUUAUGGGGGGACUAGGAUGAAAUUUACAAUUUAUGUAAAAAAAAGUCAGGAUAAACUAAUAAUAAAAAAAAAAUGCAGGACCAAAUAGAGUGAAAAAUAAAAAGGCAGGACAGAGAUUACAACUAAAAAAAAUGCAGGACAUUUUUUUUCAUCCUAGCCCCCCUGCCCCCACCCCCUAGAAAUCAAAUGGUAGCUCCCUAAUCUGGACAUUUAGGUGCAGACAUAUAUAUCACCUGUGAUGACACUAUGAUGUAAUUAACAUGUCUAUUUUACAAAAACUUUUUGAUAAAACUAAAAUUUAUCAUUUUCAAAUAACUUUAUUUAAAACAUAUAUAUAUAUAUAUUUGGUCAGUUUUGGAUUUAUAUCAUAUUUUUUUACAUGAAUCUUUAGAAAUAAAAUAAUGCUUUAUUUGGUAUCAACUUUUAUCAGUCAUUCCAUAAAAAUGCUCUGUAGUUUUGAUUUAAUAACUUCCAACAUAAUAAAUUAAACAGAACAAUAAGGAGAAUCUGCUUUCUUUAUAUUGUAUCAAAGGUAGCAUUUCAGUAAUAAACAUUAUAUUGUAAGAAUUUUCCGUUUUUCAAGUUCUUUAAACUGAUUUUGAUUGAAAAUCAUUAACAAAAUUAAAAGUGUAGAAUGUAACUUAACAAUUUUUAUUUAUAAAUAUUGUAAUUUUGAAACGGACAUAAAAACAGUUUAUUUGUUAUUAUUUUCAGUUUUGUUUGCUCUGAAUACUAAAUUUGUAUGGACAGGUCUGAAAAAACAGGAUUAGAAAGACAAACUGUUGAAUUGCUUUAUAUUUUGGCUGAACAGAUGGAGAUACUAUACAAUAUAAAUAAAUUGUCAGAAAGAUCAAUGAUUUUAUGCUGGAAAAUCCAUGAUUACUGAAUCAUAAACAAUGUAGGUCCUUUUUAAAAUUGCAUCUUUUUUUUUAUUUAACUGUAAAAUGCUUCUUUAAAUUGAAUAACUGCUGAAGUAAUUGUUUUGCUUCAAAACUCAAACAGAACACAUGCAUAGAACAAAAUAACUGAUUUUUUUAAUUUUUAGAAGGAUAUGAGGAUAAAUAGAGAAGAAAUUAUCAAAUUGAUAUUUACACCUUUGUAUGCUAUGUCUAAACAGCUGUCAUGCACUCUGACUUUCAUGUAACCUUACUUAUAAAUAAAGCUUCCUGUCUUUAA
Mytilus californianus (California mussel) is the source of this 32014-nucleotide messenger RNA. RefSeq lists its product as uncharacterized. NCBI's taxonomy places the organism in Eukaryota, Metazoa, Mollusca, Bivalvia, Mytilida, Mytilidae. Gene Ontology annotation, molecular function: protein binding; calcium ion binding; lipid carrier activity. The transcript is spliced from 175 exons. Bases 116 to 30421 code for a protein of 10101 amino acids. Gene Ontology annotation, biological process: lipid transport. The record is from RefSeq and is a predicted model, not a curated record.